This is a messenger RNA of Paramecium sonneborni, 764 nucleotides long. NCBI's taxonomy places the organism in Eukaryota, Ciliophora, Oligohymenophorea, Peniculida, Parameciidae. The record is from the annotation of a GenBank genome assembly.
AUGAUUUAUGAUAUUAUAGACAUUGCACUCAGUUCAACACCAUAAAAAGGAAGAGCAUCUUAAGCAAAUACAACAGCUUCACCUGGAAGUUCAAGUGAUUCCUCCUUUGAAUCCAAAUAUAUAUCUACAUUAUAAAUACCUAGACCAUUGUUGAGUUAAGACGAAAAGUUUGAAGCUUCUUUAUGUGCAUUUGGUAUCAGAUUCUUAUCAUGAGACUUUAAACUGUUUAUGCCGGAUGAAGGAAGUGUAUUCAACCUAAAAUUGCUUAUUUAAGAACUCAUUGAAAUUAAGUAUUUAUUCAAUUGUGAUGAAAAACUAUUGUAUUAAAAAAUGAAUACAUUUUAUUACAACCUUGAUAUUAUUGAAGAGAAUGUAUAUAUUAAUUCCUUAGUUCAGAUCGUUUAUGAUGACAGAACUACCCUAAUGUUAAAAAAUAUACCUAAAUACAUGAGACCAAGUGAUUUAAGAAACCUUUUAAAUAAGGACUUCAAGUCUUAAUUUGAUUUUCUUUAUCUCCCCUCUGAUAAUAAUGUAAUUAUUAAUUAAUCAAAAAAGAAUGAAGGAAAUUUAGGUUAUGCAUUUGUGAAUUUUAUUUCCCCUGAAAUCGUAUUGAAAUUUUUCAAGAAAUACAAUAAUAAUAAAUGGAGUAUAAAUGAUAAAGUAGACUAAGAUAUUAAUUAUAAAAGCAAAUUUGUUAACUGAAGUAUGCAAAAUUACAGGGUCGAAGAGAUUUGAUGAACUAAAUGGAAGAGUGAUUCCAAACG